Neurospora crassa OR74A is the source of this 4204-nucleotide messenger RNA. Its product is annotated as C2H2 transcription factor. The transcript has 2 exons. Gene Ontology annotation, biological process: regulation of transcription by RNA polymerase II. Bases 798 to 3155 code for a protein of 785 amino acids. Gene Ontology annotation, molecular function: DNA-binding transcription factor activity, RNA polymerase II-specific; RNA polymerase II cis-regulatory region sequence-specific DNA binding. NCBI's taxonomy places the organism in Eukaryota, Fungi, Ascomycota, Sordariomycetes, Sordariales, Sordariaceae. The record is from RefSeq and is a predicted model, not a curated record.
CAUCUUCUCUCUUUCUGAACGCAGGCACCACUACGACCACCACGACCACCACCAUCUGCCAUCAGCACCAUCCACUUUUACUGCCACUGCCACCUUUAGGUUGACACUACUCCAGGCGACGGCAAUCCCAAAUCAGCCUUGAGAUCAUAUCCACGACAAGGACGACAACGACUAGACAGAGACGACAGGCGGACUAGCCUCCUCCUCUUCCUCCACCACACCACCACCACACCAAACAACUUGUGCGACAUCGACACAACAAAAAAAAACUACCCAUACAACCGCCGUCUCCCAGGGGGGGAAUUUGACCGCACACCACCCACCUACCUGGCCAACAGUGACCUGAGACGACCAAAAGAUCGGCAUUGCGCCCCUUUCUGUUCCCGCUCUGCCUCCGACCUCUUCCAUUUCCAUCCUAGUCCCCAGCAGUCACACUCACUCACUCACUCUCACUCCCACCACUCCAAUCGAUCCCUCGCCCAGUCGCUUCUCAAACGAAACGCAGUGAGCGCUGAGUGCCCCUCCCCGCACUUGACCCCUGCCGCGCGUGCCUACUACCUACAUACCAUACAAGCACACACUUUCCUGACCUCAGCCUCAUUCAUCAUCCACUUUCCUUCCUUCCUGCUUCUAACAUCGCUUUGUGCUUUUUCAACAAAACUGUCUCGGUCCCCCCCCCCUCUAUCCUCAUUCGCCUCUCGUCCCGAGUGCGCUUUUUCUUCCAUCCCGUCUCGUCUUCGGGCAAAGCAAUAUACACAUAGUAGUAGCCGCUGCCGCCGCCGCCGCCAUCCGCUAUCAUGGCUGCAACAUUUCGUCCCGUCAAUACGCCUCUGUCGCCCUCGGCCGACUCGCCAAUGGUGAUGGACUCGACAACAACAAUAACGUCACCAACCACACCCAGACCCAGCACUGCCCCGAGUCAGUCGUCGUCAUCCCGACAUUUGGACGACAACAACCACCACCCCGUGACGACGACGACACCCACUCGCACAACACCCAGCUUUGGAGCCGGCGUACUGGCCUCGCAACAGCCGCUUCCCACGUCGCCCUUCCCCGACUCCGUUCAGCUCCCCGACAUUACCGACCGUGGCAACAGCAUGCCCAGGCGAGAAAAUUCGCAGCACUCACGCAAGUCCAAGGACUCGGACGACAUGGAUAUGGAUGAGUCGGAUGGCGAGGGAGCGGGUGAGGACGGCCAUGCAUCGGACGAUGAGGAGAUCAACGCGGAUGGCACAAAGUCCAAGAAGAAGAAGUCGCAGAGAUUUUAUUGCACAGACUAUCCGCCAUGUAACCUCAGUUUCACCAGAAGUGAACACUUGGCACGACAUAUAAGGAAACACACUGGUGAAAGGCCGUUCCAGUGCCACUGCGGUCGCCGCUUCUCCCGUCUCGACAACCUCAGGCAGCAUGCCCAAACCGUGCACGUCAACGAAGAGAUCCCCGGCGAUUCGCUCGCCGCGACCGGAACUAGGUUCCAGAGGCAGAUCAGGACGGACAGGGUACGCCAAGCGGGUGGCAGGGCAAGGGCGGCUACCGCGGGUAGCGUCAUGCCCGUCGUGCGUGGCCAUUCCAAGUCCAUGUCCACGUCAAGCAUUCCCAACAUUAGCCAGCUAGGGGCUCCCUAUGGUGCCAGCGAUGCCCGCCGCCGCCCGCCGCCAUUGGUCAUGGCCGAUCCUCGCGCGAGGGUGUCGAUGGAAUACCAUGGUCCUGAUGGUGCCUAUCACCGGGGUGCUUCUCCGAGCGACUUUGGCACUCCCACUUCUGCCACCUUUUCGACCGGGCAGAACAGCCCCCGAUGGGGGCCCGGUAUGGUAUCGCCAAACUCUUCACACUCGCGCUCGCACAGUAUGUAUGUCGCCGGGGCUAGGACACCUGGCCGUCGUCUGAGCGUGCCUUCGGGAGGCAACCCGUUUCAGUCACCGCACGGCAGCAACGUUCGGGGUCCCCUCUUCGGUCCUUCCGGCAUCAACACAUCCAACAACGGUGCCUUCUCGCCCAGUCAGAGCACCCUGCUAGCAUCGCCCACGGUGUCGAACGCGAGCGGCUGGUCGCGGCGAGAUUCUCUGUCGAGCGUGGCUGAUGAUGCCUGGCGCCGGCGAACUUGGCACCCGGAAAGUCGUGAAUUUAAUAACGGCGUUAGCCGGUUGCGUGAAGUCAUCACGCCUUCGCAGUUUACCCAUGCUCCUCCCCCCAUUGCUAACCCAGCCAACCAAUCGCCACAGCCAUUCCGUUUGCCUGGAAUCGAAUCCUUCGACGAACCCCAUCGGCCGCUGUCGCCUCCCCGCCGUUUGCCAUCACCGAUGAUGGUUGAUGCUCCCCGGCCUGCUCAACACCAACCCCCUCACCCGAACGAGAUGGGCUUCAACCGACCCCGCGAACUGUCGGCCCAAUGGGAUACGAGCCUCCACCGUGGCUUGACGGGGCUCAAUAUCAAUACGCAGACCCCGCCUCGCGAUGGGGCUUCAGCAUGGGCAAACGACGUCAAUCAUGCUGCCAUGUCGCAAGCAGACCGUACCCGGGCCCCUCAGGGCCAACCAGGGGCGUAUCAGCAGACGGUGCGGUUCGAUACCGAAGUGCAGACCGUUCCUGCCCCUCUGUCUCGCCAGCACCAACAUCAGCAGCCAAGCGGACCACCACCACCACCGUACGGAAGGGGUCAUCACCAUACCAUGUCGGCUCCGUCGAUUACUUCACAGCCUACCAAGAGACAUGGUUGGUAUAACGGGUCGAGUGGGCCGGCCGGAGAGACGAUUCACGAGGGACGGGCGCGCGUGGACAGGAUCAUGCAUCCUAAUGUGGCGGCGUUUCAGGGGUUUCCUGCUAGGGACCGGGAACAACCACCGCAGCAGCAAGCGCCAUCUCCACAGCAUCAUCACCAGGGAUACCAGCAGCAGCAACAGCAGCAGCAGUAUCAACACCAAGGGCCACCGGUAGGACAUCAGCAACAGCAAGGAGGAGGACCACCGACGAUGGAAAGGAUUCUGGAGAAGCCACAUCCAAAUGCGCACGCGCACGGGCACCCCGCGCAUGCUCAUCCGCAUCAACACCCGCACGGUCCUCCAGCUGGCGGGGAUACGGCAUCGCUUAGGAGGCUGGAGGCGUUGGUGGCUGUGGCUGUGGGUUCGAGUGAGGGGACUACUGCUGCUGCUUAUUAGGGUGGGCAGGAGCGGGCGCAUGAUUAUAAACCCGCACCCAUGGGGUUUCCAGACAUCAUUGCAAACUCCACUGGAACGAGAAGAUGAGGAAAGUACUCAGCAACAAAGUACAAUGGGAAGAAGUGAACAAGGAUCGGCUCUAAAGGCGCUGUCGCUGUCGUCAUGAGCCAGGUGUUCUUCUGCUGCGGAACAGGGGAGGUGGGCGGAGUCAGCGGGGUGAGCAGGUCGAAGAAUACUGCGAGGAAGAUCAAGGCCGACUUGGAAAGCGAUUUACACGAUAUAAGCGGAGGAAAGCAGUAGCGAGAAUCAUUACCGGCUGACAAGCUAGGUCUACAACAAUGAUGACGACGAAGAAGGGGGUCGUGGGAACGAGGAAAGGAUUAUGGAAACGAAGAGGGGGUUGAUGAACACCACUUGAUGAUGACAUCUUUCUUUGGUACGACUUUGGAUCAUGGACAUGACGAAACUUUACACAACAUGGGAGCGCGCACACGGAACAUCUGCUCUUUUUUUGUCUUUCCCAUUUUGCUUUUAAAGUUUUCGUUUCUUUUAUCUGUCAUUCCCGGUCCGGCUUUAUGGUUUUUUGGGGGUUUGGUUUUGAUUUUGUUUGGUUACCUACAUGAUGGCGUUUAGGGACGGUAGGCAAGCACAGAGGGGCAAGGCAAGGGAGAAGGUCACGGAAGGGUCUCUAUCUAUCUAUCUAGCAGGGAAGGGGUUUCUUUUUUUUAGCACGGGAUGUGAGUAGGUAGCAUUUUUCGGGGUACAAGUUCUUCCUUUGCUGUUGUUGUUGUUGUGUGUGUGUCUGUGUUUUGUGUCUGUGAAUGGAUGGGCAGCAGGGCGGCAGGCAGGCAGGGCGGUGGCAUUUUGACGACUUUAUGUUUUUUUUUUCUCCUCCAGUUUCUCUCUCUUUCCUUUUUUUCCAUCCAUGAUGUUUGUUAGGGAGUACCACCAACUGAUUGAACACUACACUUGAGCAUUCGUUUGAUUCUGCAAGAAUAUGAUAUGAUACCUAGGUAUACCAAUUUUCGAGAAACUCUCCAAUCGUUUGA